UUUAUUGGCCUGUUUAACAAGUCUGCUGAGGUACCGAGGGUUUGGGGUGUUCAUGUUUUGUUUGCUUUAUUUUUAUUUAUUUAAAGCUCUUAAUACUACUUUAGCGUUUGAGGGGUAUUUACGAUUCAUUUUUCUGUAAUGUCAGGAGUUUUGGAUACUUAAUAGCUUGAUUCAGAGAGGGUUAGAUACUAUAUAGAUUUAGCUAGCGUUAUAUCUAUACCAGGCUAAAGGAAGUCAACUUCAGCUAGCUUCUGAGUCGAUAUAAGUUAAUCGCAUUAACGUUAAAAUGGGAAAGGGAAUGACCAAUAAUAGCAGUCAUCCUGAUGCUGUUAAUAGCACCAAUACUGAGGAUAGCGGCGAAACAGAAGGUGGUGUAAAAUAUUUCACAUUAGAAGAAGUAAGAGUACAUAACAUGAGCGAUGAAACAUGGCUCAUCAUCCACGAUAAAGUAUACGACAUCACAAGUUUCCUUGAAGAGCAUCCGGGAGGUGAGGAGGUUUUAAUGGAGGCAGCAGGUGGAGAUGCCACAGAAAGCUUUGAGGAUGUAGGUCAUUCUAUAGAUGCCAGGGAGAUGCUCCAGCAAUACUACAUUGGGGAGCUUUGCAAGGAUGACAGAAAAAAUGAGGACCUGAAAGGGGAACAUGUCACAAAUUCAGGAAAGUCCAGCAACACCUGGACCACAUGGUUGAUUCCUGUUAUUGUUGCAGUUGUCGUUGGCGUCCUGUAUCGCUACUACACGUGUGAACACAAAUCCUCUUGAGUGCUGCCAUUCUUUUGUCAUCUUAUUCUUUUCAUUUGAAGGCCUUGAAAUGUUUGACCAAAACCACAUCCCACUGAAUACACACAAUCCUCCACAACAAGGGAAACAGUUUGAUAAAGUACCGUCAUCUUUAAUGUUAAGUGUUGUCUUAAACUUUCAUAUGCAUUCGACUCUCCUUACUGUACAUUCACAUGCUCAGUGCAAGAUUUCAAAAUUUCAACAGACUGGUUUACAGAAGCUAAGUAUUAGUUAUUUGAUUGCUGAUUUUACAUUUUAUUGUUCCUCGCUAUGCUUUUUGUUAUUUACCUUGUACUAUUUCACAACCUUGCGCCAUUGCAAUGCAUCUUAAUUGAAUAUUUUAGGUGAAUGGUAGUGGUAAGUGUAACUGGAGCUUUUCAGUUGUAUUGAAUUAAGUGAGAAUUGUUUCUUUGGCUGCUGUUGGUAAAUUGGAAUAUUUAUGAUUAGAGCAAUAUAUGGGUGUCUUUCAGGCCAUAAGUUUGAAACAAGGCAUAUUUAGUACAUUUUGAAAUGCUUUUGUGUUGCUAUGCUUGGUAUAGCAGUUUUACAAUCACUCUGGUUAAAGAAAUAAGCAUUUUAUUUCACAUUACUAUUGGACAAGCAUUUUUCAGUUUCAGUGACCAUAAAAAUUUGAAAUACACUUAUGACCUGUCAAUUCACAAGUGAUUAGAGUUUCUAAAUAUGGUUUGCUGCUAUUUUUGCAUGUGAGUACAAUAUUACUUGCAGAUCUUAAAAUUCAGUUGGUUGACUUAAAGGUAAUACAUUUGCUGUCUGCAUUUCAGCUGCUGUUUCCUGUCAUUAAGUCUCUUUGAAUAAAAUUAAUCUAUCAAA
This is a messenger RNA of Monopterus albus (swamp eel), 1609 nucleotides long. It is a transcript of the gene cyb5b, whose product is annotated as cytochrome b5 type B. Gene Ontology annotation, molecular function: heme binding. Lineage: Eukaryota; Metazoa; Chordata; Actinopteri; Synbranchiformes; Synbranchidae. The record is from RefSeq and is a predicted model, not a curated record. Gene Ontology annotation, cellular component: membrane; intracellular membrane-bounded organelle. The transcript is spliced from 5 exons. Bases 287 to 760 code for a protein of 157 amino acids.